Molecule: messenger RNA, 1617 nt
Organism: Solanum tuberosum (potato)
Lineage: Eukaryota; Viridiplantae; Streptophyta; Magnoliopsida; Solanales; Solanaceae
Exons: 1
Coding region: 304-1362 (352 amino acids)
Biological process (GO): response to photooxidative stress; photosystem I assembly
Cellular component (GO): chloroplast thylakoid membrane
Source: RefSeq, a predicted model, not a curated record
AAGACAUCUAAUUAAGAGUAAAGAAAUCUGAACCAUCUCACUACGCUUCUAAUUGGUUCUAGAGAAUUGCUAAAACUAAAUCAGGUAGUGCAUCCCAUGUCAUAGAAAUUAUCAUACUGAGUGAGAGUGAGAGACAGAGAACGUGGGAAUCAUAACUUUUAAGGUUUGAAAGACAUGGCAUCCACAUUCUAACUCUACCCCAUUUGCCGCAUUUCUCCUAUAAAUACCUCAUUCAUGUAACUUAUUGUUCACCUCUCUUCAGUUUUAAUUAGUUACUUUCAGCUUCACAAUCAGCUCAAAUAUAUGCCUGCCUUUAUGGAUCCUCAAGAAUCUGAUUUCAUUGAAGUAACUGAUCCCUUUAUGAACAAGAACCCAGGCAGUGCGAAACAGAUUUCAGUGGAUCCUAUCUCCUUGAAAGAACCAAAUGAACUUACAAUCCCUUAUUCAAAAUCCAAAACUCUCAAUAUUCCUAAGAAAAUCUCCAGCUUCAGCUUGCCAAAUUCAACAACCUCAUCUCCUGAUUUUUCGAAGAAAAACCAUAUCAGUCAACUACCAUCUCCUUUGUCAUCAUCAACAAAUCAUUUGGCUCGCCAACACUCCGUGGCUCUAACAAACCUUGAACGGUUAAGAGAAAUCCAAUUACGGAGGAGCAAGUCGUGUGGUGAAGGCAGAGCUAGUGCCCCACCUGAAGAAUUCGAUAUUUGGUUCACCCCUAAUAGUAUCAUUCAACAAGUACCAGAAGACAACAAUAAGUACUUGAUCAAUAACAAUAGCUUUUCCCCUGAAUCAGAAAUUAGCAACAGAAAUGAUGAAAUUUAUGAGAAAAAAACGUUGGAGGGACGAAAUCAGGACGAGCAAAAGUUUAAAUGUGGAGCGUUGUGUUUGUUCAUUCCAGGAUUUGGAAAGGGAAUCAAACAUGUAAAAUCAGGGAGAAGGCAAGUAAGCGGUGUAUCAUCGUCCGAUAUAGGACCACAUAUUGUUUCAAGGACAGUUUCGUUGGAGAAAUUCGAAUGUGGGUCGUGGACAUCAUCGGCAGCUAUAAUCAACGACGUUGGAGAUACAGCCUCCAACAACAUGUUUUUCGAUCUGCCAUUGGAGCUCAUCCGGUGCAGUAAUGUGAACGACGACACGUUUUCCCCUGUUACGACUGGGUUUGUUUUCGAUAAGGAAGUGAAAGGGGUCCUCAAAAAUACAUCAACAAUAACAACUUCUUCGAGGAAAUCACAUGAAUCGACCCGACAUGUUCGGUUUUCUACGUCGUCCCCGACAUCGUACCCGCCAUCACCUACGUCCUGCAUAACACCACGAAUGCUUACAUCUAGAGAAGAUUUCACUACAUUUCUAGAAGCUCAGAGUGCAUGAUAUUGUCAGAGAGAUAUUUUUACAAGAGGAUUCAUCAUCUGCUAUAUAUAGAGAGAUAAAAUUAAGUUUGUAAAUAUACUGUGUGCUUUGGGGGCGAAGAAGAUUCGGAUAAACCCAUACUACAUAAUCCCCACUCCUGAGUACUUCAAUAGAGCGUUUUUUUUGUUUUGUUAAACCUUUGUUCAUGUCUUGUGGAUCUUGAUAUAUAUUUUAUAUUAGAUUGAACGAGAACUCAUGAGUGAUACCAAUUGUAAC